Messenger RNA from Pestalotiopsis fici W106-1, 993 nucleotides. RefSeq lists its product as uncharacterized. Lineage: Eukaryota; Fungi; Ascomycota; Sordariomycetes; Amphisphaeriales; Sporocadaceae. The record is from RefSeq and is a predicted model, not a curated record. The coding region runs from base 1 to 993 and encodes 330 amino acids. The transcript has a single exon.
AUGUAUUACACCCGCGCUUAUGCCGAAAGUAGCCCUAGGCAACUUGUCUCCGGCAAGGGGAUGAGCAGUCAACCUUUGUCAAGAAACGAGCUCCUAAGGGAGUUUGAAUGUCAUUCCGUUCGACACAAUAAAGAACCAACGGCGCUUGUAUCUGUCAGCAGUCGUAUUGUCGAUACUGUGAACCGAGCUUAUGAGCUUCAUUGGGACGGCGAACCAGCAGCGAGGGUCUGGAUCGUCUUCAUUUCUGAGCCUGCCCAUGAUACAGGCAGAGCAAGUGCGAUCUAUCCUUAUGCUGCGGAAGCUUUGGCAAAAAACUGUGACAAAAAAGAGGCAAAAUUAUUUCAGUACGAAUUUUUAUUGGAAUGGUACAUUCCAGAAAGCCUUGUGGUUCAUCGUGUGUCUCUUCAGACAUUAAUUGACCGUGGACUCGAUUGGUAUCAAAGCAUCAACUCCGGUCUCGCGCUGGAGUAUGAGUCCACCGAUGACCUGCGAGCUCGCAUCGCAGGAAAUAUGUGGAAUAUCGACGAAAGUUACGGCUUCUGGGAUGUUGGUAUUCAUCUGGGCUGGUUUGCAAAGCUCUUUGGCGCGAGAGCUCCCGUCAAUUGGAUUGCCAGUCAGCUGCACCGUGAUUGUGCCCAUGCUAAGGUCACACGCAACGGCAACUACAGCAUAAGGCCUCAUGGGCGAGAAGAGGACUACCUUGUUGAUGACUUUGCCAUGAAAGACAUCGAUGAUGGAAUUGACACAGUAUUGAUUGAUUGGUGGUUCACCCAAGAUGAGUUCAUCAUAGAUUGGGAGGCAUUCAAGAAUGAGAACCGCGAGAUGGAGAGAAAUAUCGACGAGCAAAUAGAGCAAUGGAACGACACGUGGUGUUACGAAGAACUUGACGAGAGGCAAAAGGCAGCAGGCGAUAGGGCAAGGAUAAAGCUAUGUAAUCAAUUUGACCAGCAAAGAGCAGCUUUGGAGGAAAAAGCCGUUAAGAUGGGCUUCUAG